Leguminivora glycinivorella is the source of this 663-nucleotide messenger RNA. RefSeq lists its product as uncharacterized. Gene Ontology annotation, biological process: regulation of synaptic transmission, cholinergic; sleep; positive regulation of voltage-gated potassium channel activity. The coding region runs from base 176 to 622 and encodes 148 amino acids. Lineage: Eukaryota; Metazoa; Arthropoda; Insecta; Lepidoptera; Tortricidae. The transcript has 6 exons. The record is from RefSeq and is a predicted model, not a curated record.
GCAGUAAACUAGUGAACCCACAACUAUUGUGUUGUGUUGACCAGUGAAGUUGUUAGUUGGUCCAAUUUUAUUAGUGUUUGUGUAAUUGAUAAAACAAUAGUGAUUACUUAUUUUUGUCAAGACGUAGUGGAAAUAAAGUCGUUCAAGCGUAUAUGUGUAUAAGGUUUCGGGCAAAAUGCAGACCAAAACUUCAACCGUUGUCGGCCUCUUAGUGUUUUUAUCCCUUGUGUAUAAAUCAUCCGCAAUACAAUGCUACUACUGCAACAGUGCCAACAACAGUGCCUGUCUCGACCCCAAUGAGAUUGAGGAAGAGAUCCGCGGACGCAUCAUACCGGUCGUGGACUGCGCAGUAGCUAUCCCACAGCCGAUUUCCGUGAGAUUCUUCUGUCGGAAGAUCGUUCAGACCAUUUACCACACGAGACGUGAAAACGAUGUGCGUAUAACUCGCGGCUGCGGCUGGAUGCCUUCUGAGAAGCCGUGCUACCGCGCAGAUAACAGCGACCAUCUAGAAACUGUGUGUCAAUGCUUCUCUGAUCAUUGCAACAGCGGAGACCAUGUCAGCCCGGAUACGGCUGUAGCCUUCUUUCUGUUACUCUCCUCAGUGUUGUACUUCUACCGUUGAAUCAUUCCUAAUAAAGAUAUUUACAUGCACUGUCAUUAUUA